AUGGAGGACAUCAAAGACCCUGAAUAUAUUCAAAUUGGGCUAGAGAAGCUCUAUAAGGGCAGUAUCAUGAUGGUCAAUACAGUGACUCUUCUGCAGGAUGAGCUCUCAAAAACUGCCGCAGCCACUGCAGCUUUCAUUCAUCAAAAGCUUGAUAAUCAGGAGGCAUUAGAGAAGUUGCACUCAAAAUGGAAGAAAGUUAUGGUGGAACUUAAAAACAAUAUUGUAGAGACAAGGGUAUUAAUGUUAGAGCCACCAAAUUCACUAGGAAGAGUCAUAAAUGGAUUGUCUACUGCAUAA
Messenger RNA from Paracoccidioides lutzii Pb01, 297 nucleotides. RefSeq lists its product as hypothetical. Bases 1 to 297 code for a protein of 98 amino acids. The record is from RefSeq and is a predicted model, not a curated record. The transcript is spliced from 2 exons.